Molecule: messenger RNA, 936 nt
Organism: Opisthorchis viverrini
Lineage: Eukaryota; Metazoa; Platyhelminthes; Trematoda; Opisthorchiida; Opisthorchiidae
Exons: 2
Coding region: 1-936 (311 amino acids)
Source: RefSeq, a predicted model, not a curated record
AUGCCUAAAUCAACAUCAAAAACACUGAAGGUUCCCAAACCCAGUAAACCAACGUCCAAGACUUCAAGCAAAUCAUCCACGAAGUCGCCAAAAGUUACUAGGAAAACCAAGCCGGAUAAAGUUGUCAGUGGGGCGGAAAAUCCUGCAAUUACAAACACCGUGUUCGAGGACACGCUAAGACAGGAGAAUCUAAGCCGAGAAUUUAUUCGACAGAUUACAGGCAGCAAUGAAACCGGUCCCAAUGCUGUACCGUUGGAUCCGAAGGUUGACCUAACCAAGGGCCAUCUGGAGCCACCCAAGCUUCAAGGAAGCAAACCAGAUGGAUCAAUUUUUACCGGCUCGGAAGUUUCAAAACUGGAACCGAAUGUCAGAUUGCCCUCAGCUCAGGCCGAUAUUCCAAAAGUUCAACCACCAACUUCUACCGAACUCGAUGUUCCAAAAUUAGAAAAGGAAGCUGAAAUACCUCCAAAUCUGGUCGAGGUGCCUACUGGUAAACCACAGAUAAAAAAGCCAUCAAUUCCAACUGGCAUAGAGAAUCCCAAAGUAGAAACAUCAGGGAAAUUACUUACGGGGCAGGUCGAUAUGCCCGUAAUUCAGCCUAAGUUACAAGCUGCCUCAAACCCUACCAACGACGACCUUCCAAAAUUAGAAACGUCAAAUAAAGUAUCUUUGGAUCCGGUCACUCUGCCCAAAGUUCAACCAGAGCUAAAGGACGUCCCAGUCAUCCCUGAGGUGGACAAGACAAAUGUCGCUCUUCGCCAGAAAAAUCCUGCAACUAAUAGGCGAGUACCAUUUCAUUAUAAUUAUCACAAGCUUUCAAACACUGGAAUAGCUGACAAUUUUUAUUUGCAUGCUUCCAUCAUCCGGUGCGAUCCGUUCCUCAACACAUUUCUGAUGGAUGAGUUGCUAUGGGUAAGAGCCAGUCUGGCUCCGUAG